This is a messenger RNA of Pseudophryne corroboree (corroboree frog), 1708 nucleotides long. RefSeq names its product solute carrier family 35 member A1 (gene SLC35A1). The transcript is spliced from 8 exons. The record is from RefSeq and is a predicted model, not a curated record. The coding region runs from base 79 to 1095 and encodes 338 amino acids. Gene Ontology annotation, cellular component: Golgi membrane. Gene Ontology annotation, molecular function: pyrimidine nucleotide-sugar transmembrane transporter activity. Gene Ontology annotation, biological process: pyrimidine nucleotide-sugar transmembrane transport. NCBI's taxonomy places the organism in Eukaryota, Metazoa, Chordata, Amphibia, Anura, Myobatrachidae.
ACAGAGCACAGUGGGCAGUGAGUGAGCAGAGCCAGUGCUGGGUGCAGGAGGACUGAGAGCAGCUGACAUACAGUCACCAUGGCAGCUCGCGAGAAUGUCAGUUUGCUUUUCAAGCUCUAUUGUUUGCUGGUAAUGACUUUGGUGGCUGCUGCGUAUACUGUGGCAUUGCGAUAUACAAGGACGGUGAAAACAGCUAUGUACUUUUCUACAACAGCUGUUUGCGUGACUGAAGUUAUAAAGUUACUACUGAGUUUACUUAUCUUGGCAAAAGAAACUGGAAGUCCUACUAGAUUGUUCACCACUUUAAAGGAGAAUGUGAUAGGAAGUCCAGUGGAGAUGCUUAAGCUGUCUGUGCCAUCUCUGGUGUAUGCCCUGCAGAACAACAUGGCAUUUGUGGCACUGAGCAAUCUUGAUGCAGCUGUUUAUCAGGUGACAUACCAGCUAAAAAUCCCAUGUACUGCCUUAUGUACUGUACUGAUGCUAAACCGCUCGCUCAGCAAGCUUCAGUGGUUCUCCGUCUUCAUAUUGUGUGGAGGGGUGACACUUGUGCAGUAUAGCCCAGUCGAGACCACAAGAGUUCAGAUUGAACAAAAUCAUUUGGUGGGAUUUGGUGCUGUGGCUGUGGCUGUGCUGUGCUCUGGAUUUGCUGGUGUGUAUUUUGAGAAGGUCUUGAAGAGUUCGGACACUUCCCUGUGGGUGCGGAACAUCCAGAUGUACAUCUCUGGCAUCAUAGUAACAUUUGCUGGAGUCUUUCUUUCUGACCGAGAAGGUGUUAUUGAAAAGGGAUUUUUCUAUGGCUACAAUUAUCUUGUCUGGUUUGUAAUUUUGCUGGCUAGCGUUGGCGGCCUCUACACAUCAGUUGUAGUGAAAUACACGGAUAAUAUCAUGAAGGGCUUCUCAGCAGCUGCAGCCAUCAUCAUCUCCACCAUUGCAUCCGUGCUGCUCUUUGGAUUACAGAUAACAUUAACAUUCUCUGUCGGAGCACUGCUUGUCUGCAUGUCCAUAUACACAUAUGGUUUACCCAGAAAAGACACAACCAAGAUUGAAAUAAAGGAACCUAGCACCAAUUUCAGUGAAAAACUAAUCAAUGUGUGAUAAGAAGUCUAUGGACGAAUGCCAAGGCAACCUAAAAAGAAAAAAUACAGUGUAAUAUAUGUUUAAUAUUCAUUUUUGUUCUAUUGCUUACAUCCACAAAUCCAAAUGUGACCACUGCAGUAUUGUCUGUAUUCCGAUUGGAAAGCAGUUACAAAUGAAUGCCAGAUAUACAGUACCAUUUUACGUGGAGGUCAUAUCUGUGGUUUUUCAUAUUUUAUAUGACGAUGUUAGCAUAUAUGUUCGUAUGGAUAUGCUCAUACCUAUCAAGUUGGAGAUGGAAUGAGCAGCAUGAAGGAUGUACAUCAGCAAACAAGUCGAGAACUGGUGCAAUGCCUAGGUAGUAGAAAUUAUGACAAGGCACAUAUGAUAGAACUGUUAGUCUACAAGGACUAUUAUAGACGCUGCACAGGGGACUGCUCCCCUGUCCAAAGAUUUUUAACUUUCCACGUCCUACUGUUCUCAUGUCCAGUGGCGCAACAGUAUCACCUUCAGAAGACCCACCAGUGAUUUCUUUUGCACUUUUUAGUUUUUUUUAGUUUUUUUUAUGAAACUGAUAAACCUGUUGGAAGAUAAUUUUUUUUUUAAAUAAAAAAAAAAAAAAGAUUUUAAUAAA